Miscanthus lutarioriparius is the source of this 318-nucleotide messenger RNA. The record is from the annotation of a GenBank genome assembly. NCBI's taxonomy places the organism in Eukaryota, Viridiplantae, Streptophyta, Magnoliopsida, Poales, Poaceae.
AUGACAGCAAGCUCUGGCUCUGCAAAGUGCUUGGGAAAACAAGCUAGUAAGAAAAUCCAUCUGGUGUUUGUUGGGCGAAGGCUUGGAGACGCAGAGAUCGUGUAUGCGGCAACUGCCAAGGCAGAGAAAGAGCUCAAAUGGAAGUUCAACAUGGCAUCGCUCGAUCCUAACGAGAAUAAUAUGAAAUCUUGCAGGGCAAAGUACGGGGCGGAGGAGAUGUGUACAGAUAUGUGGAAUUGGGCAAGCAAGAACCCCUACGGCUAUGCUAGAUCACCAUACAAGAGCAACAUAAUCACUCAUCCAUCCAUCCCGCAGUAG